AUGAAUCCAGUAACGCCCUGGAUCGCGGUUUUGGCCGACCAAUGUCUGUCGUUCUAUCUCGGUCAAAAUGAUCAAGAUGAUAUCCAGGUGGAGGAUUUUGAGGGAUGCCUGAUUUUUAUUAUUCGCAGGCCCACGUUAAACACAGCCGUUGUUGUAUCAUGGGGAGAAGGAGAGGACAGUCAUAGAGCCACAUUCACAGACUCAAAGAACCAGAUCGAUGCGAUUAUUCUACGUGGCUCGCCGGACGCACAGGAAGAAACCUCACCCUGCCCACCAUCGGUCAAAGGGGGCCCUAGACACCUUGUUGAACUUUCCGAUAUUAAGCUCAUAUUUACAUACUCGGCCUCUGCCCCGGAUGUGUACCUUCACGUCAAUCGCUUCACAAUCCACCCGAAUGCAGUUCCGAAGGGGGAUGUACCAAAACCAAAGCUCAAGAAGACACCAACUCUCAGAGCCCUAAUGACUAUGGCAUGCGAGAAAAUAAAAAAAGUCCAAGCGCAGACUGGCUCCAAUAGCCAAUCUGAUGUUGGUUUGACAGAUUUAUUUGUCUCUCAGCGUGAUCAGCCCAUUCCACCUCAUUAUUCUCAACACAACACGGCGUCACAGUCGCUCUUCUCCCAACCCCCGUCUAAUAUGUGCCAUGGCGCACCGAAGAGCAAUUUAACGACCAAUCGUGUUUCCAUCAACGAGUCAUCGGAUCUUCUAGGGUUACUCGCACCUUCUCGUCCGAUUCAAAAGGGCGGUACAGCCACCAGAGAACUUCCAGAGGCCAACGAGCUAUCCCUAGGUGAACGUAAAAGCAGGCGAUCUCCUUUGCCAAAGGGGAGGAAGUCAGUGACACCACAAGAGUUUGAAACAUCUCCAACCAGAACACAGCCCUCAUUCAGAAGUCUUUCUGGCAACACUGCUGAUGCGACGCGUGCUAGUAACUCUGUUACCAAUGUGUCUUUCGCCAAUCUCAGUGAAGAUGUGGAUAACCUAAUAGCAGAGUGUCGAAGUCAGGCCGCGCAAUCUCCAACUGAGCCAGAUGAUCAUGGACGGGCUCAUACUGUUGCAACAGGGGAUAACCAGCAGUUUUCGAAAAAAAGAAACCGUGGCAUCACAGAUGCAUCACCACAUGAAGCUCGGGAUGAUAAACUGGACUUGCAAGGCCUGCAGAACCCACACACAUCACCCUCCAGAAAGCGACAGCGUGUCCAUACCGGAAAAGCGAUGCCGGCAGACACAACUGAAGCCGAGCAAGUGCAAAUUAAGGCCAUGCCGUCACUUUCUAGAGUGCAGAUCGUAAGCACCAAAACAGACAGCGUGUGUCCAUCCACAACUAAUCCAUGGGAAGGAAUGAUACAAAUACCUUUGAGCGAAGUUGAUAUCCCAAAAGAUCAAGCAGAACUUUUGGAAGGACUCAAAUGGAUCCCUCAAGACCCCGGUGUAUCUGCACCUCUAUGCCACGUACCUCCUCAUCUUUUGACGCAAUGGAACAGCAUUGCACGAAGAAGACAACACCUGAAAGAAUAUCCAGAAGAAGAAGAAGAAGGAGAGGAAGAGGAGGAAGAAGAGGAAGAGCAAGUAUCCGACCGUGCAUUUACUCCAACCUCGCAAGAUAUCCAAACAUCCCCUAUACCAUGGUCUCCGUCACCCAAUAGGACUCCUGCUCGAGAUUAUCUUCCACGAGACACCGCUUCUCCCCCAAGAUACACGAGACCUAUCAGAAAAAAUCCCAUGCCAAGCGGUACUCAAUGUAGCGUCGAUCAAUCUGCAGAUCAUGCCGAUAUGGACAUGUUGAAUGGAUCUUGCAGGGGUAUCGUCGCGUCCAAGGACAAUACCAAGACAGCAGGGCGACAAUAUUCCCAAUUUCCCGAGAAAGUAACGACAGAACAGAUAAAUCCAGUGUCUUUGGACCAUGAUCCCGGCGAUAGCCCACCCCAAGAACACAACACUCCAACAUCGCUCGAUGUGAUCGAUGAUCAACCCCUAAGCGUAAUAAUACAAGAAGAUUUUCAUGAGGAAAAACCUACCCGAAAACCCACACUUACAUCUGAACUGCGUGAUGAAUCAAGUGGUGAUGAGAGUGAUGAGCCGGAAAUGGAAACAUAUGUUCCUUUCGCCCUAGGGGGAAGCCUUCCAUUAAGCAGCCAACCUGAGCAUGACUUUACUAGCUCGGGGCUAUCGCUUCCAAGAUUUGCAGGGAGCACUAUCCAAGUGGUGGAGACACCUGCAGUCCACGCGACACGUCUGAAUUCUGGGAACCAAAACAAACAGAGAGUUGGAUUAGAACCCCAGAGCUCUCAACAUCCAUCCUCACAGGCUGCUAAGACAUCAUCCUCAUCUCGGAUUCUCAAUACCUACCGCUCGCAAGAUAGCCACGGGCGUAGUAUUCCAUCUCAAGAGGCACCGAAUCCAUCUUUACCGAUUUCGGAAGGCGAGUCACUGCGAGUGGAUGUGCUAGGCACUCAGACUCAAACGAGCAGCGUACAUGCACCAUCACAGGCGACUGUCCAGUCGUCUUCGGACGUUGUACUUGAUUCUUCCAGACCUGCUCAGCGCCAGCGUGGCUCCUCCAUCUUCGAUUUAAACACCUUGGAUGACCCAUCGUCUUUCCCUUAUGCCAGGUGCCACUCGUUACCCUUGUCUCAACUUCAUGAACCAAGCCAAGAUUCUUUCGGAGAACACUUCUCUCUUGAUGGAGCCCCGAAAUUGCCAGACUUGUCACCCAUGGAAUUCACCACCUGGGUCGCUGCCAACGGGGAAUCACCAUCCAGGUAUCCACACUCUCUGCGCCGCGGGAGUGCUGAUCCUAGUCGAAAGGUAUUCCCCAGUCCAAAUGCCGAGCUGGUAGCACGGCGGCGGGGCUUUAUUGGCAAGUCUGACAAGUAUGCUGAAGCACAGACAAUCUAUGAAAAAUUCUGCAAUGAUUAUUCACUAUAUUCUGGUGAUUUCGCUCACUUCAUUGAGAUGUGCUCAAAACUGCAGACAAUGCGGCAAGGGGGCCAGCUGCAACGGUCAUUCCUAUGGGAUGACUUUGUAAUCCAACAUUUGGAGGAGUACCCACGCUAUUUUGCAGAGCGCACAUCUCAGGAUUCAAAGGCACUGGAUUACGAAGAUUUCUUUUGCUCGAAAUUCCCACGACCCCAGCACAAAAAGAGAAGUCUAACGGCCCACGGAGUUGAUAUAGUUGCUUCCCAGUUUGCUCCGCCUACCGUCGAAGGCGCAGUGACUCAGGAUAAAGCGGUGCAAAGCGAAGUGGCCCCCACUUCUUUGACAGCCAGUCUUGUGGGAGAGUCUUCAACCCGCCAUACUCGCUCAUUAGGUGACGUUCCUGUCCCGGAUGUCUACAUGCCAACUGCAACGCAGUCAUUGUCACCCUCUACUGACACCGACUCAGAUUCGGUGAAGGUCAAAGUUGAAGACGAUUCUUCCGAUGGAUCGACUGACUCCCAAAUUCCCACACGCAGCAACGAUCAGCAACCCGUGCUCUUCGGUCUUGAUGAAGAGAUAGUCAAUGCAACCCAAUACGACGCAAAAAACACGCGCAUUGCGUCUGAUCUGAACAACGUCGGCGUAACUGAUACUAGCAUGGACGAAGUUGACGAUACAGAGGAAGGAGAUUCUAUUCACCAUGAGACUGCCAGCAUUGAACUUGGCGAUGAUACUGACGAUCGCCACAUCUCUGCCUUUCUCACCCCGCCUGAGCCGCCCGCGGCCCUGGGUUCUCUUAAUGGUGCCACGAUCGAGCCUCCGAGGCAACAAAAAUCAUGGUUCCGAUCUCUCCGGAACAUAUACCCCACAGGUCCGGUGUGGUCCGAUGACCCCGACACGCCGUUCAAGCGCUGGGCUCGCCACGAUCAAAACGUUCUUCAGGAGCUCAAUCGUCGCGGUGGAGUUAGGGUUCUACUUGAUGAGAAGGGCGUCAUUCGUCGCCCCAUCUACAACCACGGAAACAAUCCUAAUUUUUAG
This is a messenger RNA of Penicillium coprophilum, 3954 nucleotides long. RefSeq lists its product as uncharacterized. Bases 1 to 3954 code for a protein of 1317 amino acids. NCBI's taxonomy places the organism in Eukaryota, Fungi, Ascomycota, Eurotiomycetes, Eurotiales, Aspergillaceae. The record is from RefSeq and is a predicted model, not a curated record. The transcript is spliced from 3 exons.